AUGCACUGGUUGACCCAGAAGUCACCUUGGGGGGUAUCGACGACAUUUCUUUCCGCUGCAGAUAACAGGAAAGGGACCUAUGCCAUGGUAACGGUGGAUACGGUAGAUAUCCAGCCCUACCAGAGGUCAGUGUUGGCGGAUAUUGACACGAGUCCGCCUUAUCCCAUGUGGUCCCUAUGGUGUCGUGAAGGUGUUCCGAAGAAGUCGAUACUGAAGCUAGAAGCUGCUGGUAUGUUAGAAGAUUGCAUAGAGGAGACGCGGAGUGGGAUGAUGAUGACGAUACCGGAAUGGCGCAACAGAUGCUGGAAGCCCGAGGGAAAUCGGCUAUACGACCUCUGGAAGCGCAAGCCACUUCGAAAUUUCUUUCGGGAACAUGGCUACAACUUGUGGCUCUCGGAAUAUGAACUCGGAAUCGCAUCUGCGUCCCUGGUUAUCGUCCUUACCAAAACGAACUUUGGCCAAGUCGACAACAUUCAUUGCCCGGCGCGGAUCAUCCACAACCAUGACGUUCUGAUUCGUUUAGUCAGUAUCGAUGGAGACUCCUCGGGAGACGAGCAUUACGAAGCCCUUCGCCGUCUCUCGGCAGGUCCCGCAGCUUUCGGGGAGAUAACCAGGAGCUUCCUCUCUUGA
Messenger RNA from Guyanagaster necrorhizus, 630 nucleotides. RefSeq lists its product as uncharacterized. The coding region runs from base 1 to 630 and encodes 209 amino acids. NCBI's taxonomy places the organism in Eukaryota, Fungi, Basidiomycota, Agaricomycetes, Agaricales, Physalacriaceae. The record is from RefSeq and is a predicted model, not a curated record. The transcript has 4 exons.